CCGUAUUUCCACAGACGUCACGAUUAGUUUGUAAAAUUGCGGACUACAAUGGCCGCAACUCUGGAGCCAGGAAGCUCGGGUAGUAACAGUCAAGCGUACGAUCUAGUCGGCGGCCCCUUCGCGGUAAUCGAGUCUGACCCAGGCGUAUUCUCUACCUUGAUACGCCAACUCGGCGUGCGCGGAUUGGAGCUGGUCGAAAUCUACGACAUAGAGCCAUGGGCCGUCGAUCACCUCAAGCCCUACGGUCUCAUUUUCUGCUUCCUAUGGGGUAAGGACAGUGGAGAUACCAGCAAGCAGCAGUGGGAUCUGGAGGACGACCCUGCGGCGAAGCGGGUCUGGUUCGCGAACCAACUCAGCGACGAUGCUUGUGCUUCCCAAGCUAUCCUGAACGUUCUGUUCAACCGUCCGGACGUGGAGCUUGGAGAGCAACUCAGGUCAUUUCGAGACGAGACUGUUGAGAUGUCCUCCGUGAUGAAGGGGCUAGCGAUAUCCAAUCACCACUUUAUCCGCGAAUCACAAAACUCCUUAGCCCGCCCCGCUGACCUCCGUGGCGCCCUAAACGCAGUGGCGACCACGACCAUCGAGGCCUCGAAAGCCAAGCCGCCUUACAAAGGCCCCCCACCAGCAAAGCGGCGGAAAACCAACGCGAAAUCUAAGGCUAAGACCGAAACCAAGACCGCCGCCGCCGACGAGGAGACCUACCACUUCAUCGGGUACGUGCCCGCGUACGGGAAGGUGUGGGAGCUUGAUGGCCUGAAAGCCGGCCCGCUCGAGGUUGGCGAGGUGGAGGGCGAUAGCCAGGGGUGGAUGGACGUGGUGCGGCCGGCGCUGAGACUGAAGAUGUCGAAGUACGCGGGGGAGGAUAAUAUCCGGUUCAAUCUACUCGCGAUCGUCGACAGCGUGUAUGAAGCUGUGAGCGACGACUUGGAGCUGCUAAAGCGGGAGAGGAGGACGUUGGAGAGGCGGUUACAGGAGGCGCAUGGGGAGGGGUGGGCGGAGAAGGUGGAUCAGAGUUUGCUGAAUUCUUGUCCGCUCGAGCCUGAUAAGGAGAGCUUCGCGUCUGAUUUCGGCGCGAGGAAACAAGAGAAGCAGGUAGCGGUGCUGGAGCUACCAGAGCGGAGUCUUUUGGGUGCCUGGGAGACGUGCAUGCGGGAGAUGAUAAGGGCGAAAGUGGCUGUUGAGGAGGAGUUUGCGAAGGCGAAACGAGAGAAUACCGAACAUGUCAAACGAACACAUGACUACGAGCCUUUCGUCAAGGAGUUCAUUACUUGCUUGCAUGAAGGGGGUUUGUUGAAUCCGUUGCUGGGGUUGGGCGAGGACGGUAAAAAGCUGCCCGCGCCCAAAUCUAGCAAGGCGAAACGGAAGACCUGA
Messenger RNA from Gloeophyllum trabeum ATCC 11539, 1371 nucleotides. RefSeq names its product cysteine proteinase. The transcript has 6 exons. Gene Ontology annotation, cellular component: cytoplasm. The coding region runs from base 49 to 1371 and encodes 440 amino acids. The record is from RefSeq and is a predicted model, not a curated record. Gene Ontology annotation, molecular function: cysteine-type deubiquitinase activity. Gene Ontology annotation, biological process: protein deubiquitination; ubiquitin-dependent protein catabolic process. Lineage: Eukaryota; Fungi; Basidiomycota; Agaricomycetes; Gloeophyllales; Gloeophyllaceae.